This is a messenger RNA of Colletotrichum destructivum, 1617 nucleotides long. Its product is annotated as Putative armadillo-like helical protein. The transcript has a single exon. Bases 311 to 1576 code for a protein of 421 amino acids. NCBI's taxonomy places the organism in Eukaryota, Fungi, Ascomycota, Sordariomycetes, Glomerellales, Glomerellaceae. The record is from RefSeq and is a predicted model, not a curated record.
UUUCUAUUUCGUGGUAAUAAACUGUCCUUUUUCUCAGUUGACUCAUUCUCGGUUCUUGAGGUGUUUAUAAAGGCGUCCGUUCUCUUCAACUGAACGUAUGGCAUUAUAUUGUCGCAGUUCACAUCAGUUGUUGACACCAUUUCAGUUUCCCCUACAGCCACCAACCUCCAUGAACACCGGGCUGAAGUUGAAGUUCGGAUAACUUUUGAUGAUAUUCUCAACCACAUUUCCAACUUAGGUCGACUUCGACCUGUCAACCACAUUGUUUCCACAACAUACCACUGGAUCUCAAAACCUGCCGGCUUUUAAGAUGGCGCCACGAAAUUCCACUCGCGCAGCUCUCUUCCCUUUCACUAUCUUCAUGGUGGUCUUCGGCCUCGUCUUCCUCGCAUCAUCCGCCUCCGCCUUGGCAGCCCCUGUUGCGCCCUCACCACCAGCUGAGGUCGAACUCAUCUGCCACACAGAUAACGCGGCAGAAUGUUACCCUAAAAUCUUUCAACCGACAGAAGAGUUCCAGACUGUUCACGAUGACCAAGAACUGCCGCACGGGCUUCAUAUUCGCAUGAACAUCAACACGGGCAAAAAGGAAGCCAAGAUCAACGACCCUGAUGAGAAGACCCCGGGGCUCGAGGGCCUUCCUACAGACCGCUCGAUCGUAGUCGUGGACUCGGACAAGGCCCCCGAUGCAGAAAUCCCCAAAGACGCGCCCAAGUAUGAGUCUGCAGGCAUGGUCAAGCAGCCACAGCAGGAGUCGGGCGAGUUUUACACCCAUCUUGAGUUCGUCAAGAAGGGCGCUCACGGAAGUGAUCUCCCCAUCGACGAGGCCCUCGAAUUUCUUGAGGACAUCUCUCACGACAUCUACUACGGCCUCAAAAUCGUAGAGACCUUUGACACCGUCAAGUCCCUCCUCUGUCUCAUGGUCGACCCCAAGACACCGGCCCCGGCCGAGGGUGCCGUGCCCCGUGACCAGCAAGCCGCCGCCAUCAUCUCCGGCGCGCUACAGAACAACCCCACGGCGCUCGAAGAAGUGACCAAGGUCUGGCCCCAGCUGAUGAGCGCGUCGUGCCGCUCACCCCAUAAGGCACCGGAGCUCAAGCUCCGCGACGGGUUCUACUCACCGUUCGUGCCAGCACCGGACGACAAUGAUCACGACAUCCUCCGCGCGGCGAACAAGGCCAAAGCGCAGGUCCACGCCAUAAAGGGCCUGAUCAAGAGCCCGACGAUCCGAGAGGACUUCAUCGCCAACAAGGGCAUGGACCGCAUCCUCGAGGUUCUCGGGCCCCAGGACGCCCAAUGGGAGGCGGCGCAGCGCAAGGCCGGGCAGUUCGUUCUGGACAGCUUCCUCGACGAGGACAUGGGCGCCGAGGUGGGUGUGUGGCCCCUCUUCAAGGCGUCCGAGGCGGACAAGUCCAAGAGGAUCGCCGACCGCGUCAGCGAUGAGAACUGGAAGAUCGUCGUGAAGGGCAUCAUGGAAAAGAACAAGGGAGACGAGAACCACUGGAGCCGAGAUCUGUACAACCGGCUGGAUGCGCACGAGAGGGCCCAACUGAAGAUGAUUGCAAAGGAGGAGUUGUAAAAGUGCGGAUACCAGAUGCAAUAGAGCACAUGAUAUAUGCC